AGCGAGGGUGUGGGGGCUGCCUCUUGCACGCGAAGGGCUUCGAGGGCGUUGUCGGACCCGCCGCUCUCGAAAGGAAGAGCACAGUUUCAAGUAGCAUAGCACCGGCGACUUCCUCUUCUUGGUGCACAAAACGGCUGCUUCUUCUACCUUGUCUGCAGAAGUGACGAGGGAUCGUGUGGCGAUUGGAGAUAAAAUGGGAAAGACGAUUUCUGGUGCCGACAGGGAGGUUCUUGCUGAGAUUGUGAGGUUAACCCAAAAACAAGGACUGAAAGGUGCCGAAGGAGGAUGGAAAGAUUUCCUACAAUGCCACGAAAAACAAUUUGGUUCUGGUUUAAGUGACCCAGCCAAGAGACCUAAAGAGCUAUUGGUUGCCUUUCUUCAAACAUUUAGGAAAGAAGAAAAGAAGGUAUUUGAUAAAAUGAUAAGACGGAAUAGUGAUCAUAAUGCAAUGAAGCAGUUGAUAAAAGACUCUCCGGGCCUAGAAUCGCCUCAACAGAGGCUGGUUCGUUUGACAAUGGAACAUCCACGUUAUACACAAUAUCACUCUUUACCUGUCUAUGAUGAGGAUUGGAUAGAUAUUCCUUUAGGUAAAGUUUCUGAAGCAAUGAAAUUGAAUGCUAUGAUCUCUGUUGAUUGUGAGAUGGUUCUUUGCCAAGAUGGCACUGAUGCAGUGGUGAAAAUAUGUGCAGUAGAUCACAAUUUGGAGGUGAAACUUGAAAAACUUGUGAACCCCGGGAAAGUUGUUGCUGACUAUAGAACUCACAUUACUGGAAUAUCUUCCAAAGAUUUGGAAGGAGUUACUUGCUCCUUGGUUGAUAUACAGAAAUCCUUGAAGAAACUCUUAUCACAUGGGACUAUUUUAGUGGGCCAUAGUUUGCAUAAUGAUUUACAAGCACUAAAAGUUAAUCAUCCACGAGUUAUUGACACAUCAUACAUCUUCAAGUGUGCUGGUCUACCUACCCUUUUGCCUUCCUUAAAUAACUUGUGUAAGGUGGUGUUGGGUUUUCCAGUCCGCAAGGAAGGAGAACCACACAAUUGUAUGAAUGAUGCACAAGCUGCUAUGAAGCUAGUUCUUGCUAAAUUAGAACAUGGAUAUGAUGAUCACAUUGUUAUGUCAUGCUGUGAUAUACCUAAUUCUGAUUUGGCAAAGCUACUUCUUCACAAAAUACCAAUUGAAGUACCUACUCAAGAAUUGCAAACGUUAUUCUCUAGGGAAUACAAUGUCAUUAUUGAGUCUGUUACAAGGCUUCGAGGUGAAAGCUAUUCAACAUAUGCUGUUUUCAAAAAUUUUAUAGAGGCAGAUGAAGCAUUCAAAAAAAUAGAAGGUCAUCAGAAGAAGGAUUCAAGUGGUCGGCCACAGAAACUUGUCUUCAUGAAACUUAGCAGUGGUAAAACAACCAGCUUCUACGUCCGCAGGAUGACUGCUGAAGUCCAUUUUAAUGAUGCCAACACAUCAAAGAGGCCAGUGCAAGAAGAUCCAGGGCAGCAACAAGCGGGAGAUGGAACCAUCGAUGUGAAAAGGCAGAAGACUUGUUUGUACUCAUGCAACCAUGUUAAAGAGAUCGAGAAGUUGAGGGAGGAGUUGCAUGAAAGGGAAGAGGAAAUUUUUAAUUUGCAAAAGACUCUAUUUGAAGUUACCAGGAACCAACAUUUGUGCAAUGAAACCAUGUCAUCAUGAAGAACGUAUCCUGAAAGUUGUACAAUUAUUAUUCUUCAGUGGUCAUCAUUCAAAACGAGCUCGAGUGGGACAAUUUUUGAAGCAGGUAGGUAGGAAUGGCCCAAUGUAUCGGAUUAUAUGGAAGUUAUGAUGCUGUGUACAUGUGUUACGCAGGCCUUUCGGAAAAUUUGUCAUUGUAUACAUGCAUUACCUGUAAAACUAACUUGAGUUGAAAUGACAACAACAAUUGCUUAGUGUUUUUCCAGCA
Messenger RNA from Musa acuminata subsp. malaccensis (wild Malaysian banana), 1925 nucleotides. RefSeq names its product small RNA degrading nuclease 1. The record is from RefSeq and is a predicted model, not a curated record. Gene Ontology annotation, cellular component: nucleus. Gene Ontology annotation, molecular function: exonuclease activity; nucleic acid binding. Lineage: Eukaryota; Viridiplantae; Streptophyta; Magnoliopsida; Zingiberales; Musaceae.